Messenger RNA from Closterium sp. NIES-65, 237 nucleotides. The record is from the annotation of a GenBank genome assembly. Lineage: Eukaryota; Viridiplantae; Streptophyta; Zygnematophyceae; Desmidiales; Closteriaceae.
AUGGUCUCAAUUCUCGCCCACGAGCUCGAAGAGGCCACCUCUGACCCGUACCUGGGCACGUGGACCGAUGCCAGUGGCAUGGAGAACGCUGAUGUCUGCGCCUUGAGCUAUGGCACAGUGGAAACAAUAGCUGUUGGAGCGGAGUACAACCUGGUGGGGCUGGAUGGGAUGAAUUUCCUUGUGCAGCAGAACUACCACCCGACUUUAAAGACCUGCCUGGUUACCACCACAGUGUAG